Molecule: messenger RNA, 868 nt
Organism: Seriola dumerili (greater amberjack)
Lineage: Eukaryota; Metazoa; Chordata; Actinopteri; Carangiformes; Carangidae
Gene: samd13
Product: sterile alpha motif domain containing 13
Exons: 5
Coding region: 279-605 (108 amino acids)
Molecular function (GO): protein binding
Source: RefSeq, a predicted model, not a curated record
AGGAAGCUAAACCGAUGAAGAGGAGCUAGUUGGCAUUACUUGAUUAAAUCUUGAUUUUAUCAAUUGAAUAUCACCGUUUAUUACUUUGUAAAAUAUCUCGGUAAUUAGAAAACAUUUUAUUAUCCAAGCCACGUGUACAGCUCGGACGAACUGUCGCUGUCAAGCAGGAAUCAUCUAAAAUAAGUGGAGACAACCAGUGUGUGUAAGAGACUACAAGAGAGAAACAAUGAUGGUGUUUGAUCUACCAACACACUAAGUUCCCCGGGAGAAGACAUCUGAUGAAAAAUUACUGCAACAUUACAGAUUCAGGCAUGGAAGAAAAGGCAAAUGGCUCUGUUGACACCAAAAGCCCAGUAGAGAAUGGUCAGAUGCCAGACCCUGCCAACUGGGGGGUCACCGAUGUCGUCAAUUACUUCAAAGCAACAGGGUUUGAGGAGCAGGCCACAGCUUUUCAAGAUCAGGAAAUCGAUGGCAAGUCCCUGCUCCUGAUGACGCGUAACGACGUCCUGACAGGGCUGUCGAUAAAGCUCGGCCCUGCGCUGAAAAUCUACGAGUAUCAUGUGAAACCGCUGCAGACUCAACACCUGAAGAGCAACGCCUCGUAGCACCACAGGCCGUCCGAACACCCACCUCAGUGACAAUCAUUGUGUCAGGAGACCCCAGGUUAGCUGCCACUUCACAAAGACUCCUCUGGCCACACUGGCACCUUAACAGGAUUUGAAUGCUGUAUGUUUUUAUAAGCAUGGACCCCUAAAUGGGUUGCACAUGGAGUCCACUCAGCUGUUUACCCUUUCAGCCAUUCUUAUUUCUGCUGCUUGAGAUAUGUAUUUUAUUUUAUUUUUUGUGUGUUUUAUUUAAAAGGAUGAAA